This is a messenger RNA of Fukomys damarensis (Damara mole-rat), 3186 nucleotides long. It is a transcript of the gene Fmo2, whose product is annotated as flavin containing dimethylaniline monoxygenase 2. Gene Ontology annotation, molecular function: flavin adenine dinucleotide binding; NADP binding; N,N-dimethylaniline monooxygenase activity. NCBI's taxonomy places the organism in Eukaryota, Metazoa, Chordata, Mammalia, Rodentia, Bathyergidae. The record is from RefSeq and is a predicted model, not a curated record. The coding region runs from base 118 to 1719 and encodes 533 amino acids. The transcript has 9 exons.
CUCCUCUUGCUCACAGUCACCUCCAACUCAAAAACUCUCCUGUCUGCCAGCACACAGCCAACAGAUGAAACUGCUCUGUCAAAAAGACAGUGCUAAGAGACAAAAACACAGGAGACAAUGGCAAAGAAGGUGGCAGUAAUUGGAGCUGGGGUCAGUGGCUUGAUCUCCCUGAAAUGCUGUGUGGAUGAGGGACUUGAGCCCACUUGCUUUGAGAGGACUGAAGAUAUCGGAGGGCUGUGGAGGUUCAAAGAAAAUGUGGAAGAUGGCCGAGCAAGUAUCUACAAAUCUGUCAUCACCAACACCAGCAAAGAAAUGUCCUGUUUCAGUGACUUUCCAAUGCCUGAAGAUUUCCCUAACUUUUUGCACAAUUCUAAACUUCUGGAAUAUUUCAGAAUUUUUGCCAAAAAGUUUGAUCUUCUAAAAUAUAUUCAGUUCCAGACAACUGUCCUCUCUGUGAAAAAACACCCAGAUUUCUCAUCAUCUGGCCAAUGGGAGGUUGUUACUCAGAGCGAUGGCAAGGAGCAAAGUGAUAUCUUUGACACAGUUAUGGUUUGCAGUGGUCACCACAUCCAACCACACAUCCCACUGAAGUCAUUUCCAGGUAUUGAGCGGUUCAAAGGCCAGUACUUCCAUAGCCGUCAAUAUAAGUACCCAGUUGGAUUUGAGGGAAAACGCAUCCUGGUGAUUGGAAUAGGAAACUCAGCCUCAGAUAUUGCCUCUGAGCUGAGUAAAAAUGCUGCUCAGGUAUUCAUCAGCACCAGAAGUGGUUCCUGGGUCAUGAGCCGAAUCUCUGAAGAUGGUUAUCCAUGGGAUAUGGUGUUCCACACUAGGUUUAAAUCAGUGCUCCGAAAUAUCCUGCCACGAAGGGUUCUCAAAUGGAUGAUGGAACAACAGACAAAUCAUUGGUUCAACCAUGAAAAUUAUGGUCUGGAACCUAAAAACAAAUACCUUAUGAAAGAGCCUAUACUGAAUGAUGACCUUCCAAGUCGCCUACUCUAUGGAGCCAUCAAGGUGAAAUCGAGAGUGACAGAGCUCACAGAAACAUCCGCCAUCUUUGAGGAUGGAACAGUGGAGGAGGACAUUGAUGUCAUUGUCUUUGCAACAGGAUAUACUUUCUCUUUUCCUUUCCUUGAGGGACCACUUGUUAAAGUAGAGCAUAACAUGGUCUCUCUGUACAAAUACAUGUUCCCCCCUCACCUGGAGAAGUCAACCCUAGCAUGCAUGGGUCUUAUCCAGCCUCUAGGCUCCAUUUUCCCAACUGUUGAACUUCAAGCACGUUGGGCAACAAGAGUUUUCAAAGGCUUGUGCAGCUUACCUUCAGAGAAGGCAAUGAUGGAGGACAUUAUCAAAAGGAGUGAAAAAAGAAUUGACCUGUUUGGAGCAAGCCAGAGCCAGAUACUGCAGACCAAUUAUAUUGACUACCUGGAUGAGCUCGCCCUGGAGAUUGGUGCCAAGCCAGACUUGAUCGCUCUCUUGUUAAAAGAUCCUAAACUGGCUCUACAGCUCUAUUUUGGGCCCUGCAACUCCUAUCAGUAUCGUCUUGUUGGGCCUGGGCAGUGGGGAGGAGCCAGAAGUGCCAUCCUCACCCAGAAACAAAGGAUACUGAAGCCUUUAAAGACUCGGUCUGUGAAGUCUUCAUCCAAUUUACCAACUUCUUUCCUGCUGAAAAUCCUGGGGCUUGUUGUUGUUUUUAUGGCCCUUUUUCCCCAAUUUUAUUAGUUCUAAUCUGUCAGUAUAACACCUCCAGUUUUAUUAUCUUGCCAAUUAGUACAAUUUAAAGAAAAAAAAUGCAAAGAAAAAAUAUUAAAGCUAUAUUCUAAAUUUCAGAGUUACAAAAGUAAGAGAAGUAAGCAUGGGAAAAUAGGAAAAGCAAGUCUACAUUUAAAAUCAAAAUUAUGUUAGGAAGUUUCUGUGCUAUUCUCUUUUUUGCAAGUUCACUAAAUUCCCAAAAGUACGAUAGAAAUACAUCAACCCAGUAGAUAAUGUUUCAGCCUUGAUAUGGUUUAAAUUAUGUAGAAAAUACAGGAUUUCACAGAAUGAAAAGCAGGUCCUAUAGUUUAAAUUCUUGGAAAACUUAAACAGUGGUAAAUACGUAAACUCCUGCACAACAUACUUGGGAGUUCCUGCACAGACUCUGUUUGGUAACAAAGGUCAGGCUCUCAAAAAUACUGGUGAUGAGGGUAAGGAUGUGAAAAAUUUAGAAAACACCAAUGCUGGCCUCAUACAGAAUGAGAGCAAAUAACCACAUUUCUUGCUGCAAAAAUAAAACAAAUAUGUCACAAUAGCUAGCUGAAAAUACAUGUACAUGUACAUAUAUAUAGUGUUUAUCAUAGACUAGAUAUUGUGCUUUGUGUGCAUUAUAAAUAUUACUUUAAUUCUGAGAUGGGUGUGGACAUUGUACCCAUUUUACAGAGGAUGAAACGGAGACUCAAAGCAGUUGUGUAACAUAACUAAGACCACAUUACUGGUCUUCAGAUGGAGCUCAAAUUGGAGCCCAGGUUUGUUGAACUCUAUAACUGAGGGUCAUAACCUCAACCCACAAUAUGGUUAUUUAUAAAAAAAUCUCAUUAUUGAUAAGCUGCUUAUUAAUCAUUUAUUUCAUUAAUUAUAAUAUGUAUGUUCAGUUUGGAGGAUCUUUACAUAGAAAACUCUCCUUGCACGUGUGAUCUGAAUAUUAUUUGCAAUAUUUGGUUUAUAUUUCAGCUAAAUAAAAAAGUAUUUGAAGAAAUUUACAGUGAAAGAUAACUAUGAAAUAACGUUUAAGAUAGUCUUGGAAACUCUGGAAUAAAAGUGUAUCUCUCAAGUAGAUGGAAAGCAUUACAACAGUGGUGGCGAACCUAAGGCAUUUGUUUUGCAGCCGGCUGUUUGUUAUCAUUGAAAGCUGUCAAAGGUUCACCAUCUCUGCUCUGUAACAAAUGAUCCUUAUAUCUAGUGCUAACAGGACAGAUAGCUAAGGCAAAAGGCUAAAUAACAUUUUCAUCUGAUAAAAACAUAUCAAUUAAGAAAGACAAACAUUUUCUUGGAAUCAAAGUGUGAAAAGACAAGCAAUUCAAUAUCAAUAAACAUUGAACAAUGCGAUAGAUAAACAUUUGUCUAUGAAACGUUCACUACAGCUGCUAUUUCCAUGAAUCGAACUUUUGGGGAUAAACAGUGCUGUGAGGCCAAACUAAGGUCCUGAAGGAAGGG